Messenger RNA from Aspergillus heteromorphus CBS 117.55, 975 nucleotides. RefSeq lists its product as uncharacterized. The coding region runs from base 1 to 975 and encodes 324 amino acids. Lineage: Eukaryota; Fungi; Ascomycota; Eurotiomycetes; Eurotiales; Aspergillaceae. The transcript is spliced from 3 exons. The record is from RefSeq and is a predicted model, not a curated record.
AUGUCCCAACGCACGGAAGUCCGUCCCUUCCUCUCCGAACACGAUUUCCAAAUCGCGAAAAGAGCCUUCCCCGAAGACCAGACCAACUUUCGCCGGGAAAUUGAAGAUGCGGUUUGUCAAACUCGCCAAUUCUUGGCUGGGUUGAUUGAACAUCGUCUUAAGAUUCCAGGCUAUGAGGGUGAGCUUGAUGACAGGGACGAGGACUGGGCCACAAGAUUCAUUUACGGCUAUAAGCAUGUCUUCGCCAUGCUCGAGGUCUGUGGCACAUUUGACUCUCUCCACGACUCGAACCUGCCUGAGCGGAUGACCUUAGAGACAGCUUACCUGGCACAGCUUAUGAAGGCUAGGGUCGCAGUGAUUGUGGCAUUUGUUCAUGAAAAUGAUAUAGCUCAGGACCCCGCGGCCGCAAUCUUCUUGGACGAUGAAAUGAAGUUAUUGGAUGUCCGACGCCCCUCGAUUAUCCCUCACGAGGUCUGGCAGGUCAUGAUAAAGGAAGCCAACAAAGACAGUCCUUUUCACUGCAAUGAUCACAAUGAAGUCAUCACAGACUGCAAGAGAGAUAUUGAGGGAAGUCUGCGAGAUGUCUUCAAGUAUCCCAACUCGCCUAUUAUGGAGAACGACUGGGCGCUCAACUCCCUGCAAAGCUACCAAGAAGUGAUGGCGAGGUUUUACGAACUGGGUAGGCUUGGCCCAAAUGAUGAUCUUUCCAUCCAGCCAUGUCAGGUCCCGCUGGUCGUCAUGGGCUUUCAUGUGAAUCUGAUUUCAUCAUUGAUAGCCUGCACAAUAGUUGGCAACGACCCAAUGGCGAGCAAUGAGAUGAUCUCGGACAAUGUAGAAAGGUCCCAUCCGCUGUAUGGCCGGUAUUUGCCAGGCGAGUUCACCAUAAGGAGGCUUACCAAGCUGCAGAGGACUUUCCAGGAGCUGCUUGGUAGCCUGGUCCGAUAUGAGUACUUUUUGAGGCAACAAGUCGCUUAA